Messenger RNA from Cuculus canorus (common cuckoo), 7934 nucleotides. RefSeq names its product GNAS complex locus (gene GNAS). Lineage: Eukaryota; Metazoa; Chordata; Aves; Cuculiformes; Cuculidae. The transcript is spliced from 12 exons. Gene Ontology annotation, biological process: sensory perception of chemical stimulus; adenylate cyclase-activating dopamine receptor signaling pathway. The record is from RefSeq and is a predicted model, not a curated record. Bases 315 to 1454 code for a protein of 379 amino acids. Gene Ontology annotation, molecular function: mu-type opioid receptor binding; G-protein beta/gamma-subunit complex binding; ionotropic glutamate receptor binding. Gene Ontology annotation, cellular component: heterotrimeric G-protein complex.
AGGCGGCGUUCGCUCGAGAGCAGCCGCGGAGCUCCCCGCGGAUCGCGCCCUGCCGCCACCCCCCGGGGAAGGUGCGGGACCGGCGCGGGGCUGAGCCGGGGGGGCGGGGAACGAGGAGAGGCAGCCGCAGCUGCCGGGGAGGAGGCCCGGAGCGCCAGCAAAGUCAUCGCCAUCGGCCCCCCCCUUCGCUCUCUCCAUGCCUCUGGCUUUGGGCAGCGGCCGCCGCAGCAGCGACUAGGGGAGGAGGAGGAGGAGGAGGAGGAAGAAGAAGGGAAACCUCCGUGCCUCGCCCCGUCCCCUCCUCGCCCCCCAAGAUGGGCUGUUUAGGGAACAGCAAGACGGAGGAUCAGCGCAACGAGGAGAAGGCGCAGCGGGAGGCCAACAAGAAGAUCGAGAAGCAGCUGCAGAAGGACAAGCAGGUCUAUAGGGCCACGCACCGGCUCCUCCUGCUGGGUGCUGGUGAAUCCGGUAAAAGCACAAUAGUCAAACAGAUGAGGAUCUUGCAUGUGAAUGGAUUUAAUGCUGAGGAGAAGAAAAUGAAAAUUCAGGAUAUCAAAAACAAUAUUAAAGAAGCGAUAGAGACAAUAGUGACAGCAAUGGGCAAUUUGGCACCUCCGGUUGAACUAGCUAAUCCAGAGAACCAGUUUCGAAUCGACUACAUCUUAAAUUUAGCUAACCAGAUAGACUUUGAUUUCCCUCCGGAGUUUUAUGAACAUACGAAAACACUUUGGCAAGAUGAAGGUGUGAAAGCCUGCUAUGAGAGAUCUAAUGAAUAUCAGCUGAUUGACUGUGCACAGUAUUUUCUAGACAAGAUUGACAUAGUCAAACAAAACGAGUACACGCCGUCUGACCAGGAUCUUCUCAGAUGCAGAGUUUUGACAUCAGGAAUUUUUGAAACCAAGUUUCAGGUGGACAAAGUAAAUUUUCAUAUGUUUGAUGUUGGAGGGCAACGAGAUGAACGCCGAAAAUGGAUCCAGUGUUUUAAUGAUGUGACUGCUAUCAUAUUUGUGGUGGCGAGCAGUAGCUACAACAUGGUUAUACGAGAGGACAAUCAGACCAAUCGGCUUCAAGAAGCACUAAACCUCUUCAAGAGUAUCUGGAACAACAGGUGGCUACGGACCAUUUCAGUAAUUCUUUUCCUGAAUAAACAAGAUUUGCUAGCAGAGAAAGUUUUGGCAGGGAAAUCUAAAAUAGAAGACUACUUUCCAGAAUUUGCUCGCUACACUACACCAGAUGAUGCAACACCAGAGCCUGGUGAGGAUCCCAGAGUUACAAGGGCCAAGUAUUUUAUUAGAGAUGAGUUUCUUAGAAUCAGCACAGCGAGUGGAGAUGGAAGGCACUAUUGCUAUCCUCACUUCACAUGUGCAGUGGAUACAGAGAACAUCCGGAGGGUUUUCAAUGACUGUCGGGACAUUAUUCAGCGCAUGCACCUUCGCCAAUACGAGUUGUUGUGAUGGAGAGCACUUUUUUCUGUGUUUUGGACUCCUUAUUCCUUAUUAAAAAAGAAAAAAACCACACCCUUGCCCACAUAGGGUGGAAGAGAACUGUUUGAAUCUCCCAUUGAUUUGCACCCCUCAACUUUUUCUCCUUGCUGGACAAUAGCAGCACUUCUAAGCUUGCUUCUGUACCCCUCGGACAGUUUGAGAUGGCCUCUAACAUUUAAAAGGCCGUUUCCAUGAGGAUUCCCUAACACUGUUAUUAACAAAAAAGGAAAAAAAAAAAAAAAAAGGAAAUAAAACCUAGUUAAUUAAAAGCCCUGAAUGUGGAGCACCUGAAAGAAUUUGGGAUACAAAAAUUAAAACAUGAAACAAAAAUGGGGAGAAAAAGCUUUAGGUAAUUUAGCACUGAUGUGGGCGUAAUCCUAUAACCCGUGAUCUCCGCUUUGUAUCACUCACUGCGUCAGACUAAAGAAGGUGCCAAGUCACAGCCUGAGUAUGAAGACAGACACUUGAGUUUGGUUCUCUGACUGUAAUGUGGCUUUGAACGGAAAUACUGACAAUUCUACAACAGACCUAGACAGUGCAAAAACCAACUGCUACCUUUCAGAAGGGUAUUUUUAAAACCAGUCUUGGUGGUCUAAAGACAACCAUGGACAUCUAUGAAUUGAACUGCGUAUGGCCUGUGAUUGCAGAAAGAGUUAACCACACACUGUUUUCAGUUUGUCCACUGAUGAUCCCGUCUGCUAUAAAAAUCAUUAUCUGGACUGUAGUCCUCACAGUCUUUCCCUUCUUUUUCUUCUUCCCUCCCCUCAUUUUUUAUUUUACUGCUGGAUUAUUAUUCUUGUACAGACUGUAAAAUGUAUUAUUUUGUACAACUUUAUUGAAAAAAAAAAUAACUUGUAGAAGAUCUUUGUGCCUUGAUUAUGGCUGUACCUGUACAAUGAGCUAAGAUGUAAGUAUGUUUGAUUGCGCUGUACAGCUUUGUCAACCCUAUCUGCAGCAUUAGCUCAAGGUAGGGAAAAUUUAUCUGUAGUUUAGUUUUUCUGGUUUAUAAAAGAAGGAAAAAUACUGUUUAUUAAAAAAAAAAAAAAAGAAAAAAGAAAAAAAAAGAAAAAAGUACAAAUUGUGCAAACUUAACCACUUUAAAAGUGAGGUCUUCAACAAGUGACCAGAUGUUGCAGCAUCAUGCUUUUUAAUUUUUAGCUUUAAUUCAUUUAAAUCUCUAUCCAAAUGCAAAACAUGGCUUGUUUCUACAUAAACCAAAUUUUGCUACAAAUUAUUAAUGUUAGUCUUUGGUCAUUCAUAGUCCUUUUUGCUGAAGACAAAACCAGAACAAUAAAAGACGCGUAGGGCAUCAUGCAGGUCUGGUAACCAUCUCUAGACUGGGCCAAAUACCCCACCACCCUCCACUCACGCUGCGUGGGCAAACGACUACCGGAAUGACAAGGUGUGCACUGCCCUUGGAUUUGGCCACUGAAUUCCAGUUUCAAAUGACAUUUUUAUUUCUCUUUUAAUAAAGAGAUACUUUAGAACCUUUUUGUUUUAUAUUAACUAUAUAAGUAGCUUAAAGUGAAGAUGUGUGGAUUUUUCUUAAACUUGAAUAAUUUAUGCAAAUUAUAUGCUUAGAACAACGUGGUACAGUAAAAAGAAAAAAGAGCAAAAAUCACUGUAGCAAUAAGAGAGCAUGUAAUUUUAGUAACUACUACACUGCUUUAUAUUUUAUACCUAGGUGUUUUAUGUCUCUGUGAGUGUGUUACUUUUUCAUGUGUCUAAGCCUACGUGUACAAUUUGUACAGAGUCAGAAAUUACAGCUGUAAUAACACAUCUAGAACAGUGUUAGCCUAUAUUACUCAAACACCCCUGUUUCCCUGUCAUUUACACCCCUAAACUGAUCUGGAUCUUACUGCAGUGACUUUAAAAGGAAAACAAAAGAAGCAAAACAGAAAAAUUAACACCAAAAUACUUGCCUCUCUGCCUUUCACAGUAGCUUCCCUCCACUUGAGACUGUGUUAACUUUCUUUUUUGGGAAGAGGUCCAGUUUAAAUUAAACCUAGGGUGUGGUCAGUGAUGUCUGUGCAGCUAGAUUUGCUUUGGGUAUCAGAUGCCUGUUUGAUACCAAGAACUGCAACUGUUCAGAAUUGUGAGUUUUCAUCGCUUUUGUGGCUAAAGUUUUAAAUGAAAAUGAAUCGCCGAGUCCAUUUUCAUGUAAAGAGCAAAAACUUGAUGGAGUUACUGUCCCAUCUCUCUCAAUUCAAAAUUACGAGUGGUCUUUCAGAAGACACUAAAUCACCUACAAAUUUUUGCAGUGGUGGCUACUGAUUUUUGAAACGUGGUCUUUCCCGUUCACAGCUUUAGAAAGUUGCCACCUGAACUUUGUAGAACUGUAGGAGAACGUGACCGAAAACAGCCCCCUGUGAUUUAAGAAUGUAUCCAGUGCCUGGAGGUUAAGGGCUGGUGUUUCCACUAGGUAAAAAGUGGGACGUAGUGGAAAGGAAAUCCAUUGUGAGCCUUAAUUUUAGUUACAGGAGCCAAAAUUUUUACUUUUGUGCCAACCCUUGUCUUUUUAAGCCUAGGAGGAGUUGGUGUAAACACCAAAUUUAUAAUGGAGAAAACCUGUAGUGAUGUGAGGAAUGUAACCUCUCAUCAGAGAGAAACAAAAGCACCUCCGUUUAAAGAAAACUUAAAAAGCAAAUAAGCUUCUUACUCUGAUAAUGAGAAGGAUGCAUCCUAUCAGUGAGCUGUGUAGGACAGCAACAGUGUAAGAAACCUAAAGCUUUAUAUGAACAGAAGUGUUUGGGGGAUGCUUUUUUUUUCCUUGACUGAGAAAAAAGGCGAUUGUUUUGAAUAUGGCCGAGUUGCACAAGUGUGGAGUAUGUGUGUGUCUUAAUGUCUCAGUAUUGCCUUUGUUAGUCUCUCUAUUAGUCCAUGCAGUUCGGUGGCCUGGUAAAUGCAAGUCUUAUUUUUAACAGCUUUCUUUUUUUAAAAAUACAAAACCAUAAAGCUUUAAUGCUUGCUAUUUAAUAAGUAACUGUGUUUUCUUCUGUCUCUAAUUUAGUGGCCAUAAUUUGCAGUUAAUUGAACCAUUCCAACCUAAUGCUUACCCAUACUUCCUAGUUUUGUUUUAUUUAUUUAUUUGAACUUCUUGUUUUCAUGAUCGAGGACUUUCACUUCUGUCUCCUUCAUCUGUUUGGAAACUUCUGAACUUACAGCCAAAACUUAAUUCAUUCUACUCAGUAUUCAUCGUGAUGCUGAAGUGUAAGAUACCUGCAAGUGUAAACACUACCACUUUUACUAAUAAAAGCAAAUACAGUGUUUUAGGGCACAUUUGCAUCACUAUAGCUGAGGUUGUGUCAGUAUUUCCAUUAUAAACCCAUAGAGGGUCUAUAUCUUGGCACUAAAUUGCCCUAAGCUAAAUCUUUGCCGUACAAGGCUUCUGCUCGAGCAUGAUUUGGUGGGUUGGUUUUUAAACCGUUUCCAACACAAACUCUUGUUUCUGUUUUAAGUUAUACAACUGUUUUGUUGGAUGGGGGUUGGUUUAGGAAAAAAAAAGAAACAACAAAAACAACAAACAAACCUGGUUCAAGAUUGUUUUUGGCACUUCUGUAACUCAGAAAUGGUUUUGAUUUUAAAACAUAACCUUUGGCAAGCCAGUAACCUACAAUAUGGUCUGAUCACUUUGGGUAUUUUGUAAAAAUAAUAAUAAAUUGUAGAGAUGUUGUGGUUUCAAAAUCAGCUACUGUGCAUUUGCAGUAACUUAUUUCAACCCCAGAACUUCUAGUGACUGGUACCUCAGUGCACAUGAUCAGCAGCCACUGUGAUGCAGCAGAGCAGUGAUGACUUCUGAAGGGUCGUCUUUUCACUGAUGUGGAAAGGUAAAUCCACUGCAGGCUGAAAAAAGAUUCGGCUGCUUCUGAAAGCAUCAAAACCUGCUCUCUUAGAGGCUGAAACUGGAGCUCUGCAAGUUGUUAGGAGCAGACUUUGAUGCAAAAGUGUACAAAGGCAUGCUGGAUCAGUUGUCAUAGACAGAAGCCCUGAGGGCUUGCCUUCAUUUAUCUAAAAACUAUUUUGAAUCACAGCAUCAAGGACAGAAUUUACCUUCGAGUAUGUCACUAACUGCAGAGGAGCUGAAGCUAAUUCACUUCCAGAGUGUUGCAUAUAGUUGAAUCGUGCAGGAUCACUUUUUUUACUAUUAAAUCUAUGCACAGAAAUAUUAAUGUUCAUCACUUCAGAAUCUGAAUAUCUUGUAAUUAGUCGUGGUGCAAUAUUCCUGUAAAUGAUGUAGGAUGUUUUGUAUUAUAUCCUGUUUUUCCAGUGUUGGAAGUUAAUGUACUGGGAAAAACAAAAGGUACAAAUGUGAUUCCACAGGAAAUUGCCCACAGAUAUGGAGACAAAGCCCGUGCCAUCCGAGUACCAGUCCAGUGCCUUAGUGAUAAUAGCCUUGGUGAUUGGUGCUGCACAAAUGUCUGAGAUGGAUACAGUCGUUAUACAUUAUAUAAUUAUGUGACUUCUGGAAGAGAGUAAGUUCUCUUCUUUCCCCGAGUGUAUCCAGUAUGCUGUCGGUAUUUCUGACAAUGCUAGCACCCAUAACACCCUUUCCAUGGAAGCAGAAGAUAGUAUUCCUACUGAACUAAGAAGUGGGAUCAAGGCCAUAGGUAACUGUCUGCGGAAAUCACACAGAACAGGUCUUCAUCCCUAAAGUAUAUCUUGAGUUUGUGUAACAGUAAAAGUACGUAAAACAUCUGUUUGCAGUCCCAAAACAAAACUGUACCUUUCUUCCUCAGCUUGGUGUCUCUGAAAAUUCAUCUGUUGAGGGAAAAGCCUUCCUGUUCUCUGCCAGAGUUUGAGCUAUCUGUAACUAAAAUAAGCUACAAAGGGAAUUUCUGAACCUCUGCUGAUGAAAGCCGUUAACGGAAAAGUCUCUCUAGUGACGGGCAAGCUAGAAAUCCAAGAAUGAACCGAGUUUAAUCCUGGUCAUAGACAGUGAGUUCACACACUGUGAGUGGAUGUGUUGCAGUUAUGAGGUGGGUAAACUGUAUUUUCCUGUGUUGCAGAGAUUGCUAAAAUUUCAGCCAUGAGUAGUGGCAUCGUAAUUCUCUGUUUUCAACCCUGAUUCUCAUCCUGUUAAAACUCUUUAUCCUGUCUAUGGCUUAUGUUCUGAGCUGAGCAAAACGAGUGCAGUUUAAAGCAUAAGCUGGCUUGGAAAAGCAGCUUGGGGAGGAGGUGGGGAGGGAAACUAACCUCUCACUGCAUUAAAUGUAAAAAUAAUAAGGUGGGUUUUUUUCCUACCUCCUGGGACCUAUAAACAUAGCCUGGUUCUGCGAGAGAUAAGACUUCUGCUCUAGAUUGACAGCAGCGGCAAACUCCCCGACACCUUUGAAAUAAGGGGUACCUGACUGGAUAUGUAAGAGAUAAUUUGCUUUUUACAAAAAAGACCCAAACCCCACCAAACCAGAAUUUACAGAUUUUCCUAUUUUUUUAGGAAUUCUGCCUCAAAAGUCUUCAUUUUAAUGACAGGACAAAAUAAAGCCUUUAAACAUCAUCCCAAGUACAGAGAGAAUGAUACAUUUUUGAGGGAGAAGAUGCAGACACUAGGGCUUUUUCUGUACUGUAACUCGCUCUCUAAGGUUGGGGAACCAGUAGACAAAUGUAAGCAAAUUCAAAAUUGUGAAGUUAUCUCUUCAGUUCCAUUUACCCAGUUGUUCUAUUAAACUAAUUGGGUAAUACUUUUUUUUUUAAGCCUAGGACAGAGAUAGCAAUGUUGGGAAUUCUCUCAGUUGUGUUAGGCAAACAAAUGUUCUUAGACUGCGAAUUAUUAAUAGUGAAGUAUAUUGUUUCUAUUUGUAGUUUUACAGUAUUUGAUAUGACUGGAAUUGUAUCGUUCUCGCAACUAAAAUACUAGCGUGCCAGCAGAGACAGGAGCUACUGUAUAUGGGGUAUGAAUUAACUGCAUCAGGCUUGUGACUGGAAGGCUGCUUGGAAAGGGGGGGCCAUUCCAGUCCUUUUCCACCUCAUUAUCAGUUUUCUGUUGGCAGGAUCAGAAGAGCUUCCAUAAAAAGCCAAAUGAAGGGGCUGGGUGAUAGAAACAAAUACGUGUCUGUGGAAGUAUUAAUGAAAGGUAUUUUAAGCCACAGGAGACGGCAUGUCUUUCCUGAAGAGUGUAUGUGAGGAUUCUCUGUAUUUUCUAUCUCCAUUCUCCUUUCAUCUGAAGGCACAACAUGCAAAAUGGAGUAACGGAUUUCCUUGAAGUUUUGGUGCUAACCUUGAGUUCUGUUUCCCACAGGGCAAAAACUCUGCUGGGCUACAAAGGUUCAUCUGUGUAGGGUAGUUGGAAGCGCUUGUGCUGCCCCAAGCAACGGCUCUUGUUAAUGUAUUUGUGAUUUAAAACUGGGGACCUUAGAACCAGUGGUUCUGUCCAACAUCAGGGCCCAAACACUGCUACCUUUGGAUACAGCUGCUUUCCCCUGCCCUCACACACACUCUAUUAGAGCGUGUAUG